Messenger RNA from Condylostylus longicornis, 858 nucleotides. RefSeq lists its product as uncharacterized. Gene Ontology annotation, molecular function: NAD+ poly-ADP-ribosyltransferase activity. The record is from RefSeq and is a predicted model, not a curated record. The coding region runs from base 1 to 858 and encodes 285 amino acids. Lineage: Eukaryota; Metazoa; Arthropoda; Insecta; Diptera; Dolichopodidae. The transcript has 7 exons.
AUGGAGCAAUUGAUGGAAAUUGGUGUCGCUGCGUCAAUUAUGGAUGAAGCACUCAGAAAUGCAAAGUCAAUGGCAGCAUUGGAUUCCUACUACCUCGGAUUGAAUUGCGAGUUGCUGCCUGUGGAUCGUAAAAGCAAUGCGUUUAAAUCCAUUUCCCUCGCCCUCAAGAACACCCACGCACGAACUCAUAAUUCCUACUCGCUCCGUCUUGUUGACAUCUAUGAGUGCAAACGUGCUCAGGAAACAGAACGCUAUCUUGAGUUUCUCAAUUCAACUCCAUUGGAAAAUCGAAAACUCCUCUGGCAUGGAUCCAGAUUGACGAAUUGGGCGGGAAUCCUGAAAACAGGGUUGAGAAUCGCCCCUCCAGAAGCUCCAGUAACAGGAUACAUGUUUGGGAAGGGAAUCUAUUUUGCUGAUAUGGUCAGCAAAUCCUCGAAUUAUUGUUUCGCUGAUCAAAAAAAUCCGUAUGGAAUUUUGGUAUUAAGUGAAGUCGCUUUGGGGGAUCCAUACCACAAAUUGAACGCCGAGGAAUCUGCGGCAAAGAAUUGCAAGGAAAAAGGCUGUCACCACACGUGGGGAAUUGGAGGAACACUCCCAGAUCCUUCGUCCCAAGCUUUGCUUCCAAGUCGAUUUGGCGGGUCCCUCAUCCCGCUUCAUACUGGAAAGGGCGUUAGCUCGAAAUCAGUUUUGGAGCAGAUUAAGAUGAGUGGUUCUUCAUCGCUUCUUUAUAAUGAAUAUAUUGUCUAUGAUGAGGCUCAAGUCACUAUGCGAUAUAUCUUAAGAGUUGAAUUUAACUAUAAGUCUUUCAUGGAAGAUGAUCCAUCAUCUUCAUCAUCAUCAGACUCAGACGAUGACUAA